UCAAGUUUCCCACGGCGACGGCACAACAAUCCGCCCUUAAAAACUACUCAGACCAUCCGCUCAUCGUAUUUGCCUACUGACAGGAAUGACCGAAGCUCACCGCCUUAACUCCCCUUCCGAACGCGUGGAUCGUAACGAAGACGAAGAGCCGGAUACAGUCGUAAACGAGGAUGGAGACCAUGACGAAGAUGACACGAUGAACAACCACUCGGGCAUCGUAAGCAGCGAAGGCGGUCAUCCAAAAGACCAUGAGGACUUUGACGGUUUUGAACCCAACGCCACGAUGGACGAGCUGUCCGGUGCAUAUCUGCAAAAUAUGAUCGAGAGCGACAAUCUAUCUCAAGCACAGCAAGGAGACGACUUUCACGAAGAUCCCGAAACUCGGCACCCAUCAAUGUACGAGGAUGACGAUUGUCAAGCGCAGGGCGGGCGUGCGAUAGUUAACAACGAUGUCGACGAAGCAGCGCAAAGUCAGACCCGUACGCGCUCACGCACGGCGUCUCCGACCGACGUGGCACAUCGAGGUCGCGAAGGAAAGGAAAAUGGGAUUCAGCGGACCGGAGGGCAGAAACAGAGUGUACAGCAGGAAGAGAUUGAGAUCGAUCUUCAGAGACCUCUUCAGCGCAUCGCGAUGGAUGAUUUGGAGUCUAGGUUGCAGCAGCAUCAGAAUACGAGGAACAACCGUUUCGAGGAGCAUAGCAACCUGCUGUCGCAAAUGAUAGAAGAAUACAUCGCUCUAAUGCGCGUCCUCAUGAACCGAAAAGAAGAAUGGUACCUCAAGCAAGUCCAAGAAACUGCGUACGCGAUCCAGGAAAUGGAAGACGACCAAGGUAUGCUUCUCCACCAUGCGCGGCAGCAUCCUACGAGUAUCAGCGAUGGAAUGGUACUCCACCGGAAGUUCGGCGCCAUACGUGAGUUUCCCUCAACAUUGCUUUGGCAAAGCCAUGCUCAUCACCGGAUGUAUCAUUCUCCCUUUUGCGACUUUUGCAGAACGGCUCCGUGCCAAGCUGCAAGGGUUCUUCGACGCCAUUCGCAGCAAUAUUGCCAAUUUCCUCGUAUAAGCGCGGCCGCUGGAUCGGGGAACAGGACUAUUACCCUGUGCUGUGCUUGGCGACAUCUGCACGGCGUGCCGCUUUCUCGGAGGGAGACCAAUGAUUGGACCCUAUUAUCAUUCUCUCUGAUCACAUCGGCAUCGGCGUGAGGUAGCUCAUCAUACGUAGAAAGCGCACAUUUAGCUCAUGGCAUCAUAGCUUCUGCCAGAAUCGCUACCUAGAUGGGUUCCUCUGUAGAUCUUCUAGUCUGAAUGAAACGGAAAUUGAUCUGUUAUGUACGGUA
Molecule: messenger RNA, 1335 nt
Organism: Fimicolochytrium jonesii
Lineage: Eukaryota; Fungi; Chytridiomycota; Chytridiomycetes; Spizellomycetales; Powellomycetaceae
Exons: 2
Coding region: 86-1201 (371 amino acids)
Source: RefSeq, a predicted model, not a curated record